Molecule: messenger RNA, 3151 nt
Organism: Pongo pygmaeus (Bornean orangutan)
Lineage: Eukaryota; Metazoa; Chordata; Mammalia; Primates; Hominidae
Gene: KCNN3
Product: potassium calcium-activated channel subfamily N member 3
Exons: 9
Coding region: 334-2571 (745 amino acids)
Biological process (GO): potassium ion transport
Cellular component (GO): membrane
Molecular function (GO): calmodulin binding; small conductance calcium-activated potassium channel activity
Source: RefSeq, a predicted model, not a curated record
AGGCGAGCGAAGCUAUUGAGCCAGCGAGGAGUGAAGCUGAGCCUGGCCUCACACGCUCCUAGAGGACCACCUCCUGAGAGAGUUCUUUCACCCCCUCUUCUUUCUCCAAGCUCCCCUCCUGCUCUCCCUCCCUGCCCAAUACAAUGCAUUCUUGAGUGGCAGCGUCUGGACUCCAGGCAGCCCCAGAGAACCGAAGCAAGCCAAAGAGAGAGGACGGGAGCCAAGACACUGGUGGGGGAGAUUGGAUGCCUGGCUUUUUUUGAGGACAUCUUUGGAGCGAGGGUGGCUUUGGGGUGGGGGCUUGUGCUGCAGGGAAUACAGCCAGGCCCCAAGAUGGACACUUCUGGGCACUUCCAUGACUCGGGGGUGGGGGACUUGGAUGAAGACCCCAAGUGCCCCUGUCCAUCCUCUGGGGAUGAGCAGCAGCAGCAGCAGCAGCAGCAACAGCAGCAGCAGCCACCACCGCCAGCGCCACCAGCAGCCCCCCAGCAGCCCCUGGGACCCUCGCUGCAGCCUCAGCCUCCGCAGCUUCAGCAGCAGCAGCAGCAGCAGCAGCAGCAGCAGCAGCAGCCACCGCAUCCCCUGUCUCAGCUCGCCCAACUCCAGAGCCAGCCCGUCCACCCUGGCCUGCUGCACUCCUCUCCCACCGCUUUCAGGGCCCCCCCUUCGUCCAACUCCACCGCCAUCCUCCACCCUUCCUCCAGGCAAGGCAGCCAGCUCAAUCUCAAUGACCACUUGCUUGGCCACUCUCCAAGUUCCACAGCUACAAGUGGGCCUGGCGGAGGCAGCCGGCACCGGCAGGCCAGCCCCCUGGUGCACCGGCGGGACAGCAACCCCUUCACGGAGAUCGCCAUGAGCUCCUGCAAGUAUAGCGGUGGGGUCAUGAAGCCCCUCAGCCGCCUCAGCGCCUCCCGGAGGAACCUCAUCGAGGCCGAGACUGAGGGCCAACCCCUCCAGCUUUUCAGCCCUAGCAACCCCCCGGAGAUCGUCAUCUCCUCCCGGGAGGACAACCAUGCCCACCAGACCCUGCUCCAUCACCCUAAUGCCACCCACAACCACCAGCAUGCCGGCACCACCGCCAGCAGCACCACCUUCCCCAAAGCCAACAAGCGGAAAAACCAAAACAUUGGCUAUAAGCUGGGACACAGGAGGGCCCUGUUUGAAAAGAGAAAGCGACUGAGUGACUAUGCUCUGAUUUUUGGGAUGUUUGGAAUUGUUGUUAUGGUGAUAGAGACCGAGCUCUCUUGGGGUUUGUACUCAAAGGACUCCAUGUUUUCGUUGGCCCUGAAAUGCCUUAUCAGUCUGUCCACCAUCAUCCUUUUGGGCUUGAUCAUCGCCUACCACACACGUGAAGUCCAGCUCUUCGUGAUUGACAAUGGCGCGGAUGACUGGCGGAUAGCCAUGACCUACGAGCGCAUCCUCUACAUCAGCCUGGAGAUGCUGGUGUGCGCCAUCCACCCCAUUCCUGGCGAGUACAAGUUCUUCUGGACGGCACGCCUGGCCUUCUCCUACACACCCUCCCGGGCGGAGGCCGAUGUGGACAUCAUCCUGUCUAUCCCCAUGUUCCUGCGCCUGUACCUGAUCGCCCGAGUCAUGUUGCUGCACAGCAAGCUCUUCACCGAUGCCUCAUCCCGCAGCAUCGGGGCCCUCAACAAGAUCAACUUCAACACCCGCUUUGUCAUGAAGACGCUCAUGACCAUCUGCCCUGGCACUGUGCUGCUCGUGUUCAGCAUCUCUCUGUGGAUCAUUGCUGCCUGGACCGUCCGUGUCUGUGAAAGUCCUGAAUCACCAGCCCAGCCUUCUGGCUCAUCACUUCCUGCUUGGUACCAUGACCAGCAGGACGUAACUAGUAACUUUCUGGGUGCCAUGUGGCUCAUCUCCAUCACAUUCCUUUCCAUUGGUUAUGGGGACAUGGUGCCCCACACAUACUGUGGGAAAGGUGUCUGUCUCCUCACUGGCAUCAUGGGUGCAGGCUGCACUGCCCUUGUGGUGGCCGUGGUGGCCCGAAAGCUGGAACUCACCAAAGCGGAGAAGCACGUUCAUAACUUCAUGAUGGACACUCAGCUCACCAAGCGGAUCAAGAAUGCUGCAGCCAAUGUCCUUCGGGAAACAUGGUUAAUCUAUAAACACACAAAGCUGCUAAAGAAGAUUGACCACGCCAAAGUGAGGAAACACCAGAGGAAGUUCCUCCAAGCUAUCCACCAGUUGAGGAGCGUCAAGAUGGAACAGAGGAAGCUGAGUGACCAAGCCAACACCCUUGUGGACCUUUCCAAGAUGCAGAACGUCAUGUAUGACUUAAUCACAGAACUCAAUGACCGGAGCGAAGACCUGGAGAAGCAGAUUGGCAGCCUGGAGUCGAAGCUGGAGCAUCUCACCGCCAGCUUCAACUCCCUGCCACUGCUCAUCGCCGACACCCUGCGCCAGCAGCAGCAGCAGCUCCUGUCUGCCAUCAUCGAGGCCCGGGGUGUCAGCGUGGCAGUGGGCACCACCCACACCCCAAUCUCCGAUAGCCCCAUUGGGGUCAGCUCCACCUCCUUCCCGACCCCGUACACAAGUUCAAGCAGUUGCUAAAUAAAUCUCCCCACUCCAGAAGCAUUACCCAUAGGUCUUAAGAUGCAAAUCAACUCUCUCCUGGUCGCUUUGCCAUCAAGGAACAUUCAGACCAGGGAACGGAAAGAAGAGAGACCGAGCUAAUUAACUAACUCAUGUUCAUUCAGCGUGCUUGGUCCGACAUGCCUUGAAACCAGAAAUCUAAUCUCUGUUUAGGUGCCUCUACUUGGGAGCGGGAAGAGGAGAUGACAGGAAGCGACGCCUCUGGCAGGGCCCUUGCUGCAGAGUUGGUGGAGAACAGAAAUCCACGCUCAAUCUCAGGUCUUCACGCGGGGGGUGGGGGUUAGAUGCACUGAAGUAGCCAACAGCAAAGCCAGUCCAGAAGAGGGGUCCGCUGGGAGGGAGGGUUGUGUCAGGCUUGGGGGAUGGGCUCUUCACCAUGGGGGUCUUUGAACACACCUCUCUCCUUUCCUUUUGUCUACGGAAGCCUCUGGGUGACAAAAGUAAAAGAGAGCCGCCCACAACUUGCCAAAACAGAUAUACCCAAAUCAGACUGAAAAAAAAAAAGAUACAGACAAAUAAAAAGCCAGAUUUUCCACUC